AUUUAAUUGUCUAUGGUUAUUGUUUUAUGUUUUAUUUGUUUUUCUAAUAAAUUUCUAAUUUUAUGAGUGCUUUACUACAUUUUUCUCACUUACAAUGUACAAGAAAUACAAAUGAGAAGUAGUCAUGUAGUUUUCACGUGUUGUUCUUCUGUUGUUUUUGUGCUAUUGUGCUAAGAAAAGACUUUAAAGAUGGUAAAUAAGGAAGGCAUAAUGAAUAAUCUCCUUUGCACAGCCUGUUUGUGUAUAGGCAGGACUAUUAAAGAAAUCUAUGAGGAAGAGCAUAAGAAGUUCUAUUUUGAAGUCUUGAAAGAACUCCCUAUAAACAACUCGGAUAUAGUGCCCAGGGUAUGCUGGGAGUGUAAAGCCAUGCUGGAGAAAGUGCUAUCUUUCCGAGAGCAAGUUAAAGACUGCUACAGGAUACUGAGGACUUAUAUAGAUAGUGUACACGACAGCUCCCUACUGGAUAUAUCCAGAGCGCCGCGGUUGAAGGUCCACUCCAAUGAUGCUGUGAUCAUCACACCUCGUGAUAGUCUCCUUGUCAAGCUUGAGGAUAAUGACAAGUGUAAGGAGCUGUCAAAAAGUGACACUGCUGACAACGGCCCCACCGAGGACAUACAGACGGUGCUCUGUGACGUCAAAAAGAGAGAAGGAGAAAAAAGCCGCUCCAAACACAAAAUUAUAAAACAAUACAUUCGACAUCGAGUCAAAACAAAACGAACCAAGACCUUAAAAACUAGUAAAGUGAAAUCUAAACGCACAUUGAAAACGAACGUCGAUCCCGUCGCUGUCAAUGAGGCAUGUCAAACUGACGUCAAAGUUGACACCAGUGUCAAAACCAGUGACGUCAAACUGGAGGACCUUAACAAUGGCAAUGUAAAUGAGGACUGUCAAAUGGACGUCAAAGUGGAGGUUGACACUCAUGUCAAAAUCGAUGACGUCAAAUCGGAGAUCAAUAACGAUGUUGACGAGGAUGCUAUGUCAAAUGAGGGUAGUCUGAAAUCUUUCAACUCUGACUCUGAUAGUGACGAUGACUCGGAUAGAGACAUUGACGCGAAAAUACAAAACUUUUUGGACGAUAUCAAAAAAAAUAAACACAAAUCCACAAAAAUAAAAAAGAAACGGAAAACUGAGAAAAAGGUGUCAAAAUACGACAACAUACUAACAGUGGAUCUCUCCUACGACGAGAUGCAAACGGAGAGAUCUCUCCGCGCUCUCUGUGAGAGUUUCACCCAGGCGCCACACAAGUGCUCGACUUGUUUGCUCGUCUUCAACUGCGCCUCUUCUCUCGACACUCACCAUGAGAAGAAACACAAGGCACCUGGUGAUUACAUUUGCUCCAUAUGCCGAACCAUAGUGUCUUCCGUCGAAGCCUUCACUGCACAUUAUAAAAGACACAUGAAAAGGUAUGAAUGUGCGCUCUGUCACAAGCGAGCGACAGACAUCAAGUCCAUACAGCAGCAUCUGCACACGCGGCACCAGAUCACUCUCAGGAAGUACACGUGCAAGUUGUGCGGCAAAGUGUCCAAGUCCGUAGACACGCACCGUUACCACUGCGACAUGCACAAGUCGCGCGUGCAGUGUCCGCAGUGCGACAAGACCUUCAGCCACCGCGCGGGGCUCAUGAACCACCGGCUCGCCGUCCACGAGGCGCAGAACCAGUUCCCUUGCACGCUCUGUGACAAAGUCUUCCGGUGGAAGACCAGCCUGAAGCGACAUCUGGAGAAACACAAGAACGAGGAGAGCAGCACAGUCCCCACUAACAAGGCGUACUGCGAAUCGUGCGACAUCGGCUUCUCGUCUGUCUGUUCGUUGCAGCGACAUCUCAGAAACAGCCUCAAACAUGUUACAUACGACCAACUCAAAUUCAUAUGCGACCACUGUGACCAGAGAUAUGUAGACAAGACCAAACUGCGCGAUCAUAUAGAGGAGAAACAUUUGUACAGAACCUUCCAGUGCCACAUCUGUCACAAGCCGUCUAAGAACCGCGUCGGGCUGGAGCAGCACGUGCGCACCGUUCACACCGGGCGACCCAACAACCGGAUAUGCCACCAUUGCGGGAAAGGAUUUCCGACCAACCUGCAGCUAGAGUCUCACAUCCGUACGCACACCGGCGAGAGGCCGUUCAUGUGCGAGUACUGUCCCGCCACAUUCUCGCAGCAGUCCAACCUCUACAAGCACCAUAGACAAGUACAUUUAAACAUGAAAUCUAAGCGAUAUCCGCUGUGUAAGAAGAGCAAAGCGGACGGGAAUCAAACCGACGACCCUCAGCCGCCAUUCCCUAUAGCAAUCAUGCAGUACAUACCAGAAAAUGGAUUUAGUUUUUAAAUUAAAAUAGGGAUGAUGACAGUUGUUUAAAUUGUAUAUAAAUUAAGAGUAUGCUAAUAGUAAAGCAAUUUUGUAAAAGUAACAGGGUAUCUGCGAUCAUUACAUUCGGAGCUACAGGAAUUUAAAGGGUCCGAUUUGCGGCGCUGCCGCGGAUCCCUGAACAACGCCCCAUACAAAAUGGCACGAACUAAUGACGUCAUAGGUCAUAAUGAUCGUUAGAUUUGUAUGUGCGUACAAACAAAAUUACAAAUAUCUUUGUUAUUUGUGCGUUUAUGUUUAUAGUUCAUUUAUUGAAAAAUGUCACAUUUAAUGUAAGGAAGCUAAAACUGUAUGAAUUUUCAUCUAAUUACGAUAAAAGAUUUUUAAUAGGUUUUGAAAUUUUAUAAUCUUAUUUAUCUUGCAAAUAUCCAGUCAAUCUUUGCUUUUUAUGUAUAAAUUAGUUAACAUUGACCCUAUUUACCCGAAUUUAUUAUAAAAAUCAAUAUAUUCAAACCUAGUCAUCAUCCCCAUUGUCCAUACAAUGUGUUAACGCCAAAAAGUGGCGAAUUGAUAGUGCGGUCGAGACCUAUAUUAGGCAAGUGCUGACUUGACAUUAUAAUCAAUAUAUCAUCUGUGAACAUUACUGUUAUAAAUGGCUUUAUUUAUAUUGUCUAUGACAAGUCUGUAUAUAUAGUGAAAAUUAAAUUAUAAUGGACACUCAGCUGUAAAAAAUCAAAA
Messenger RNA from Bicyclus anynana (squinting bush brown), 3042 nucleotides. Its product is annotated as zinc finger protein 878. Bases 190 to 2325 code for a protein of 711 amino acids. The record is from RefSeq and is a predicted model, not a curated record. NCBI's taxonomy places the organism in Eukaryota, Metazoa, Arthropoda, Insecta, Lepidoptera, Nymphalidae. Gene Ontology annotation, biological process: regulation of transcription by RNA polymerase II. Gene Ontology annotation, cellular component: nucleus. Gene Ontology annotation, molecular function: sequence-specific DNA binding; zinc ion binding; DNA-binding transcription factor activity, RNA polymerase II-specific. The transcript has 16 exons.